AUGGCUCCUAGACUCCCUCCUCCUCCUCAACCUAAUGAAUCUGAUACGUCCAACAACAACCGGUUGCUGGAAUCUGUGAUUGAAAGACUGCAGCAGCAGAAUACCACGUUAAUGGAGCAGAACGCCACUUUGAUGCAGCAAAAUCAGAACGCUAUGCAGAGUAUGGAGAUCGCACGCGCCAACUCUGAAGCAACUCAGAGGCAGUUAAUGGAUAUUCUUGCUGCUACCAGAGGCACGCUAGGAGCGUCCUCUUCUAACGCUGCCCAACCUGCUGCUGAAUGGAGUUUGGAGAGUUUUCUCCAACACCACCCGGCUAAAUUCAGUGGUAAAGGCCUCCCUGACGAGGCAGACCAGUGGUUAAGGGACAUGGAAAGGAUCUUCAACGCCAAGAGGUGUCCAGAUGAGAACCGUUUGGCGUUCACGGAGUAUUUGUUGACGGGGGAAGCAAGCCACUGGUGGGCAAGCACAAGAGCUAUUCUGGCAGACGCUCAACGUCCUAUCACUUGGGAAGUAUUCCGUGGCAAGUUUUAUGAAGAGUACUUCCCUGACAGCGUCCGGUUUGCCAAGGAAGUGGAAUUUUUACAGCUGGUUCAAGGUGGGAUGUCAGUUUCUGAGUAUACCAACAAGUUCAAGCACCUUGUUCGGUUCAAUGCGAUGGCCACCAGUGAAGAGUGGCAGUGCAGGAAGUUUGAGAACGGACUGUGGAGUGAUUUGAAGGUAUUAAUCUCCAGUUUGUGCAUCCGGUCGUUUCCUGCUAUGGUUGAGCGGGCAAAGGUCUUGGAGAAAAAUAUGGCAGAGGCGGAACGGCAGAAGAAGCAACAACAAGUGAGUAGGGGACCGAUCGUGUCCAGGGGAGGUAUGGUUCAGAGGAGACUACCUUACGCUCGUCCAAAUCAACCCUCUACUGCAAGCGGGUCACAAGCAAUGGUUCCUGUCGGACAGUCUGGACAAGGAAAUGUUGUUUGUUUCCGGUGUGGAGGGCCACAUUAUCGUUCUUCAUGCCCUCAGCUUGUAGGAGGAAAGCACUGCAACCGUUGUGGAAGGAAUGGACACUCGGAUAACGAGUGCAACAUGAGUGGACGUGCAGUGAUGAGACCACCUAAUGCUGGAAGGAACCAACCGAGAGGAGGUAGAGCACAAGCAGUGGGGCGCGUAUAUGCUAUAACUGGAGCGGAAGCAGCAAACUCAGGUAACCUUAUAACCGGUGAAUGCUUGAUGUAUGGAGUGUCUUGUCGUGUGCUGUUUGAUUCGGGGGCGACUCACUCCUUCAUCUCGAAGGCGUGUGUUGAAAAAUUGGGAGUAGUUGAGAGAGAUAUGCAGUUCGACCUGGUGGUGUCAACCCCAGCGGCGGGAGAGAUUAGGACGUCUACCGUAUGCAUUAGAUGUCCUAUUGAGGUUGAGGGGCGUAGUUACAAGGUGAAUUUAAUCUGUUUGCCUUUGAAGGAUUUAGAAGUGAUUUUAGGAAUGGAUUGGUUGGUUGCUAAUCGCAUUCUUAUAGAUUGUGGGGCGAAGGAAUUAAUCUUUCCUAGUGAAGAAGAAGAGAAAUUGUCAGUGACGCUCGGUCAGUUGAAAGAAGAUAUUAUGGAGGGCGCCAGCUGUUUUCUCAUCAUGACACACGAAGACAGGGAGGUUCGGAAUGCGAAUAAUGAACGAUCGUCUAAGAAAAAGAUUGAAGGACGAUCGGUUGUGGACGAAUUUCCAGACGUCUUUCCGGAAGAGAUACCUGGACUUCCCCCUCACCGUGAA
Molecule: messenger RNA, 1746 nt
Organism: Vigna umbellata (rice bean)
Lineage: Eukaryota; Viridiplantae; Streptophyta; Magnoliopsida; Fabales; Fabaceae
Source: RefSeq, a predicted model, not a curated record